Closterium sp. NIES-67 is the source of this 3744-nucleotide messenger RNA. Lineage: Eukaryota; Viridiplantae; Streptophyta; Zygnematophyceae; Desmidiales; Closteriaceae. The record is from the annotation of a GenBank genome assembly.
CGACACCUGCAAAGCAGCUACAAGCUCAUCCUCGGGCCGACACCAGCAGCUUGUAGCCCAAUCGACGGCUUCUCCGUCCGCUUGUUCUUCCGCAUCAUAGGUAGUACUGUAGUUCCUUCCGCAUUCUCUCGCCAGCCACGUGGGUUUUGCUCGAGCCUCAACGAAAGCUGCCCGCUGCUUAGAUCCACACCCCGCCCGACUGAUCGGCGAUAUCUGUGUUUCCGGCGACCAGCGUUGCGUCUUACAUUCGAUCAGCGUACAGUUUACCGCCGUUGCCCCAUCGGCGACCGCUUCUCUCGUCGAUUUCCGUUCCGCGCCUCCGCGCCCUCCCAUCUGCGCCUUCCGCCAGGCGUGCUCCGCUGUUUGUCUCCGGGCGACAGCCUUCCCCCUCACCACCGCACCCGCGCGUCGUCUAUGCGCAGAUUUCGGAAACCUGCGGGCCUCCUGUCGUUGCUAGCAUCCCCGUCGCACUUCGCGGAGGCCCCCAUCGUCUCCGUCUCCGCCGUGGAUACCACCUCCGCCACUAGUACCGGCGGGGCAGAUCGCUCAUCGCCACCUGCUCCUGCCGCUCGCGCUCACGCUGACGCUGCCGCUGCCGCUGCCGCUGCCGCUGCUAGCACUGCUGGUCAGCUGAGAGCAGAUUAUUUCUUUCUGCUCCCAACUGCCGCCCGGGCGAGCGCUGCCGCUACCGCUGGGACCGCCUCUGCGACUGCUGCGACUGCGGCGGCGAUCGCUGCAGCAGCGGGAACUGUUACCAUGCCAGCGACGGUUGUCGGCGCAAUCAACUGCGCUAUUCACGCGGCCACCACGGCCACCACGGCCACCACGGCCAGCAGCACCAGCAGCCACGUCAUGACGAGCCCAGCUGCUCUGACGCGCGGCCCCACUGCUCUAGCCGGGCAGCAGCGCAGCUCGCUAAACAGUAUCGGAUCGUCGCUCAAUAACGAGUCGCUGAAGAAACUACCGGCUCAAGCGGCGGCUGCACGACUCGCGGCUCGCUCGGAGUGGAGCAGCGAGCUGGGCGGCGGCAGGAGAGGGGCGAUUCCUGAGAAUUCGCAGCAAGGGUGCGGCGAGUGGACAAGCAGUCACGGUUUCGGGCGCGAGAGUGGCGGGGCGAGCGCAAGGAGCGGGGCGAGCGGCGGAGCGAGUGGGGGGACGACUGGCGGAGCGAGCGCAAGGAGCGGAGGGAGCAGGUCUCUGUGGAGCAGCAGCAGUGGCGGGGCGAAUGGCGGGGCGAUUGGUGGAGGGGGAAGGGUGUUGCUGGCGCUGCAGGCACUACGGGCUGCUGUAGCGCAAAGCAGCGCACUGCCCGUUAUUGCCCCCACGCCAUCACCUGGCAAGGACAACAACACCCCCAACGACGGCAACGGCACGGGCGCUCCUGCUGCCGACUCGCGUGCCAAUCCUCUUUCUGAUGCGGACUCCCCUUCAGGCAGCAGCACCCCAUCCAGCUUCCUCUCAGCCAUCUCCGAUCUCACCAGCAUCAUCAUCCCCUCCACUCCACCCUCCUCUAAUGCUCCCCUUCCCUCCCCCUCCCCCUCUCACUUCCCGCCCUCCUCCUCCUCCCACCCCCCCUCGUUCUCGCAAUCGAGCCAGGGUAUCAACCCCUCCGAGCCUGUCCCAUCCCCGGAAUCCACCAUUUCUGCCCCCGCCGCUUCUCCUGCCUCUUCCGACUCUCCCCUCGCUCCUCCCUCCGCCUCCUCCCCUUGGCUACCCUUCCCUCCCGCGCUGCCCGCGCUGCCCGCGCUGCCCCCGCUGCCCCCGCUUCCUGCCCUGCCCCCACUGCCCGCCCUGCCGCAGCUGCCUGUGCUACCGGAUGCCAUCGUGCCGGCAAUCUCAUGGCAGAGCAUAGUGGCGGCGAUGACCACGCUAGUGGAGGGCUCUACUGCCGACAUUGGGUGGCUGGCCAGCGACCCCAAGCAGCGGCCAGUGAGGGACCAGACGAAGGAGUACGCGCAAACACUGCGCCAAGUCACUCAGGGCCAGCACUUGCUCCCGGACGACCUCAUUUACCUCCUCAUCCCAGGAUUGUUCAGCAACCUGAGUCCGCUGUAUCUACUGGACACCAGGGAGCACUUCUCGUCCUUGGGCCUCACUUGUGAAAUCGCCAAGAUCGACAGCCAGGCGGGUGUGGAGGCGAAUGCACGCGUGCUGAGGGACACGGUGGCAGCGCUGCUGGCAGGAAAGGCUGACGAGGGCCAGGAGAUCUACGCCCAUGGCUUUCCAGCCCGUGACAGCAGCAGCGGCUACAGCAACAGCAGUGGCAACGCUGGGGAAGAGAAGAGUGCCAAGCGGCAGAAAAUGGGAGUUCGCAACCAUGGUGGCAGCAGCAGAAGGAGUGGCGGCAGCAACGCCAGCAGCGACACGGAAAACGAGAACCGUGGCAGCAGCACCAGGAGAAGGAGGAGGAGGCGUGUGCUGCUCAUAGGGCAUAGCAAGGGCGGGCUGGACGCAGCAGCAGCACUGGCGCUGUUUCCUGAUCAAAUGAACAGCGGCACCGUGGCGGGGCUGGUGUGCAUGCAGAGCCCGUACGGCGGCACGCCCAUGGCGUCGGAUAUUCUCAGGGAGGGGUCGCUGGGGAACGGCACGCUGCGCUCCGUGCUGCAACUGCUGCUGGACAAGCUCUUCAAGGGCGACAUCCGCUGUCUGGAGGACCUAACCUACGCGCGCCGGCGUGCCUUCCUCGCGCAUCAUCCACUCCCGCCCUCCAUCCCGUGCCUCUCCUUCCACACGCACGCCUCGCGCGCCCCUGCAGUCGUCGCGUCCCUCUCCACCAUCACGCACACCGAGAUCCCCUGGCUCGCGCGCACCAGCCAGAAGCUCGCCCUGGCCUUCCCCCUCUCGGCUGCGCUGGCCGCGCUGUCGCUGUACUUGGAGAAUCGGUACGGGGCGGAGAGUGAUGGGCUGGUGACGCGGGCGGAUGCGGAGGUGCCCGGGUCAAUUGUGGUGCGCGCGCGGAGGAAGAUGGACCACGGGUUUAUGGUGUUCCCCUCCAUGGGGCAGAGCAGUGGGAAGGAGAAUGGGGGGAAGGAGGAGGGGGGAGGGGACGAGGAGCUGGGGAGUGGCAGUGGUAGUGAUGCAGGUGGUGGCAAGAGCAGCAGCAGUGUCCCGGGUGAUGCAGGUGGGGGUUUGAGUGCUCGCAGUGAGCUACCUAGUGGAGCCUCUGGUGCUGCCGCUGCUGUUGGGGGGGCUGUCGCAGCAGCCGCGGUGGGGGCUGCAGAGGGCGCGAAAGAAAUGAUGGGAGGAGAGGGAGAGGAGGAUGAGGAGGAGGAGGAUGCGACUCCGGCUGAGAUCUGUGAGGCCCUGGCGACGCUGCUGCUGGCCAACUCAAGGUGAUGCUGAUGCACUGCACUGCACUGCAUGCAUCGGGUGUGUUGGAGCGCAACCAUGAGCAACACAGAGUCUUUUGAGCCGACUCAUCAGUCCCCUCGUUACAAGGUCACUCGACAGGCCUGGCAACGCUGCUUCGGGCGAAUUCAAGGUGAUGAGGUGUGGUAGUUGGAACGUUGAGCACUGCAGUGCGGUGGCUUCGCACUUGUGUACAUACAUAGGGUAGUGCAGGGGACAUAAGAUGGUUCAUUCAUUUCCAAGGGUUUCGGGUUUAGGGUAGGCUGUUCUGUUCUUGCAUGUUAUUGGGCAUUUUUGGUUUUGUGUUUUUGGCUUGCCCAAAUAGACACUAUACUACACCCGAAACGAAACUCUGAAAUGUGCCUGCUCUGAAAUGUUUCAAGUAUUCCACCUCUA